Mesocricetus auratus (golden hamster) is the source of this 1176-nucleotide messenger RNA. RefSeq names its product carbonyl reductase [NADPH] 1-like. Gene Ontology annotation, molecular function: carbonyl reductase (NADPH) activity. The transcript is spliced from 3 exons. NCBI's taxonomy places the organism in Eukaryota, Metazoa, Chordata, Mammalia, Rodentia, Cricetidae. Bases 117 to 950 code for a protein of 277 amino acids. The record is from RefSeq and is a predicted model, not a curated record.
UGCCAGAACCAAACACAGCUGUCCUUAGACGAAAACAUGUUCACAGUGGCUCUAGUGCUACCUUCUGCUUUAGACUGUACCGUGCUCUCCCACCGCUUCCCUACACACUCCCAGCCAUGUCGUCUAGCACUCGCGUUGCGCUGGUGACCGGGGCCAACAAGGGCAUCGGCUUUGCCAUCACCCGUGACCUGUGUCGCAAGUUCUCGGGGGACGUGGUGCUCACCGCGCGGAACGAGGCGCGGGGCAAGGCUGCUGUGCAGCAGCUGCAGGCGGAGGGCCUGAGUCCCCGCUUCCACCAGCUGGACAUCGACGACCCGCAGAGCAUCCUCGCCCUGCGCGACUUUCUGCUCAAGGAGUAUGGGGGACUGGACGUGCUCAUCAACAACGCGGGCAUCGCCUUCAAGAAUGCUGACCCAACUCCCUUCCACAUUCAAGCAGAAGUGACAAUGAAAACCAACUUUUUUGGUACCCAACAAGUCUGCACAGAGCUACUCCCUCUAAUAAAACCCCAAGGCAGAGUGGUGAAUGUAUCCAGCAUGCUGAGCCUCAGGGCCCUGAAAAACUGCAGCCCGGAGCUGCAGCAGAAGUUCCGAAGUGAGGCCAUCACAGAGGAGGAGCUGGUGGGGCUCAUGAACAAGUUUGUGGAAGACACAAAGAAAGGAGUUCAUGCGAAGGAAGGCUGGCCUAAUAGUGCAUAUGGGGUGCCCAAGCUUGGGGUGACAGUCCUAUCCAGGAUCCAGGCCCGGAAACUCAGCGAGCAGAGGAGAGGGGACAAGAUCCUGCUCAAUGCCUGCUGUCCAGGGUGGGUGAGGACAGACAUGACCGGACCAGAUGCCACCAAGAGCCCAGAAGAAGGAGCAGAGACCCCUGUGUACUUGGCCCUCUUGCCCCCAAAUGCAGAGGGGCCUCACGGGCAGUUCGUUCAGGAGAAAAGAGUAGACCAAUGGUGAGCUCAACUCUCUCCUCUUCCCACAGCUCCCCUCCCUCCUUGGACCCUCUUGGUAAGGGCUAUGGACAUUUGUAAUGUACUAACACCACUCACUAAUCUAUCACUCAUUAAUUAGUUGUCUCAUUGACCCUUGUGAUUCUAUGACUUACUUUAUGUUUCUGCUCUAAUACAGGAUAAGAAAUAGAGCAUUCUGUAAGAGAAAUAAAUAACUGCUCCAUUAAGCAUCA